Messenger RNA from Jaculus jaculus (lesser Egyptian jerboa), 4082 nucleotides. It is a transcript of the gene Gpt2, whose product is annotated as glutamic--pyruvic transaminase 2. The transcript has 11 exons. The record is from RefSeq and is a predicted model, not a curated record. Lineage: Eukaryota; Metazoa; Chordata; Mammalia; Rodentia; Dipodidae. Gene Ontology annotation, molecular function: L-alanine:2-oxoglutarate transaminase activity; pyridoxal phosphate binding. Bases 1 to 1569 code for a protein of 522 amino acids. Gene Ontology annotation, biological process: biosynthetic process.
AUGCAGCGGGCGGCGGGGCUGGUCCGGCGGGGCUGCCGCCCCCGAGCCCCCGGCCCCUGGGGCCGUCGCCAGAGCAGCGCGGCCGCCGAGGCCUCGGCGGUGCUCAAGGUGCGGCCUGAGCGCAGCCCGCGGGAGCGCAUCCUCACCCUGGAGUCCAUGAACCCGCAGGUGAAGGCGGUGGAGUACGCCGUGCGCGGACCCAUCGUGCUCAAAGCCGGCGAGAUCGAGAUGGAGCUGCAGAGAGGUAUCAAAAAACCAUUUACUGAGGUCAUCCGAGCCAACAUCGGGGAUGCCCAUGCUAUGGGCCAGCAGCCAAUCACCUUCCUUCGGCAGGUGAUGGCACUGUGCACCUACCCAAACCUGUUGGACAGCCCCAACUUUCCAGAAGAUGCUAAGAAACGAGCCCGGCGGAUCCUCCAGGCGUGUGGAGGGAACAGCUUAGGAUCUUACAGUGCUAGUCAAGGUGUCAACUGUAUCCGUGAAGAUGUGGCGGCCUUUAUCACCAGGAGAGACGGCGUGCCUGCAGACCCAGACAACAUUUACCUGACCACCGGAGCCAGCGACGGCAUUUCUACCAUCCUGAAGCUCCUCGUCUCCGGGGGUGGAAAGUCUCGGACAGGUGUGAUGAUCCCCAUCCCACAGUAUCCACUGUACUCCGCGGUCAUAUCCGAGCUUGACGCCAUCCAAGUGAACUACUACCUGGACGAGGACAACUGCUGGGCCCUGAAUGUGGACGAGCUCCGGAGGGCAGUGCGGGAAGCCAAAGACCACUGUGACCCCAAGGUGCUCUGCAUCAUCAACCCCGGAAACCCCACAGGCCAGGUACAAAGCAGAAAGUGCAUAGAAGAUGUGAUUCACUUUGCCUGGGAAGAGAAGCUCUUUCUCCUGGCUGACGAGGUCUACCAGGAUAAUGUCUACUCUCCAGACUGCAGAUUCCACUCCUUCAAGAAGGUGCUGUAUGAGAUGGGCCCCGAGUACUCGAGCAACGUGGAGCUUGCUUCCUUCUACUCCACUUCCAAAGGCUACAUGGGCGAGUGUGGCUACAGAGGGGGCUACAUGGAGGUGAUCAACCUGCACCCUGAAAUCAAGGGUCAGCUGGUGAAGCUGCUCUCGGUGCGUCUCUGCCCACCAGUGUCUGGACAGGCCGCCAUGGACAUCGUUGUGAACCCCCCCGUGCCAGGAGAGGAGUCCUUUGAGCAGUUCAUCAGGGAGAAGGAAUCCGUCCUGGGUAAUCUGGCCAAGAAGGCAAAGCUGACAGAAGAUCUGUUUAACCAAGUCCCAGGAAUCCAUUGCAACCCCUUGCAGGGAGCCAUGUAUGCCUUUCCUCGGAUCCUCAUCCCUACCAAGGCUGUGGAGGCAGCUCAGUCCCAUAAAAUGGCUCCAGACAUGUUCUACUGCAUGAAGCUCCUGGAGGAGACGGGCAUCUGUGUUGUGCCUGGCAGUGGCUUCGGGCAGAGGGAAGGCACUUACCACUUCAGAAUGACCAUCCUCCCUCCCGUGGAGAAGCUGAAGACAGUGCUGCAGAAGGUGAAAGACUUCCACGUCAGAUUCCUGGAGAAGUACGCAUGAGGACACCUCACGCCCCAGGAGGUGACCCCCUCCUCGGUCUCCCUCCCAGUGCCAUCCAGGCCUCCCCCUCAGACUCUGCCUCAGGCCUCACAGAGGUCACUGGUCAUGCUCAUCGUCACCUUUCCCAAGAGACUUCUUUCUUUGUGCCUUGAUGCUGGAAGUACUUUUCUGAUCAAACGUGAAUUCGCAACGUCUUACAGGCCCUGGGUUUUUUCCUCAAGCAACCAAAGUGGAGGUGACUCACUCAGUAGUAGAUAGAUGUGGCCAGGGUUCUCCGUUGUCUUUGUUGUUGCUUUUGGAAAGUUCCUGGGGCUUUCAAACAGCCAGGGCGCAUUGAGUGAGAUGUUUAAGAUCUGGAGAAACAAGCAGGUGCCGGGGAAAAUAUAUGACGUAACCAUGGUAAGGACUGGAAACCCAAGACAGUGCGAUCUAUGAAAUAAAACCCUCAGCAGUAUGAAAAUCUAGUCUUUUGAACUACAGAGCCCAGAAGCCCAGUGUGAGCUCAGAGAAGGUCUGGGAUUCUGUCCUUAAGGCAGGCAGCCCGUCACAGAUGAGAAUGGUAAGAGCAUCAGCACAGGGUCCCACCUAGGUUGUGGUGAACUCUGGGGGGGUGGGCGUGACUAAGGUCCAAAGAGGAAGUGGGUGUGAGCCAGGCUCCAAGUCGAACUGGGUCUCUGCUUUUAAACAAUGCAGCAGGUGAUUAGGACUCAGCUUUGGGGUACAAGGGCUUUGGGGGUACAGGGAUCUCUUGUACAUGAUUUUAGUGAGACUUUGAUUGAAGAAGCCUGCCCAGACUUCAGGGACACCUCUCAGACCAGGAUCACAGGGUACAGCCCUGCAUUAUCCCAAUUAGGCUCCGGAGUUCUUUCUGCCGGUCUUCUCCAAAGGGCUCCACUGAGCUUUUGUACACAUUGCCCCCUGCAGGUGACAGCAGGGACGAACAGAGGCUCAAAAAUGCCUUAAACCAGGCGGUGAUUGUUAAGGACAAAUGGGAUUUGUUACAUUUUGUCGCUUUAGUUGAUCAAAGUGCCUGGUAGACUGGUUUCUGUGGAGGAGUGAAUACAGUCUGAUUGAAACUGUUUGGCCUUCAAGUUAGUUCCCACCUCCCCUCCCAGCUCUGUGGAUGAUCCUCAGUAGCACCAGCCAUCCCUCCAGGCAGGGCAACAGCCACUAAGCCUGCAUCUUCCUUGACAUCGGCAUACCUAGACGGGGCUGAGCACACUCCAAGGGAGCAGGUUGAAUACUCCUGCCCCACUCCCUGUUUGUCUCCUCCAGUGGGAAGUGAGGGAAGCCAUGAUCAGCUCAGGAACCCCAGGGGCUGGGCAAAUCCCCGCUGUGGAGCUGGAGGAGCCAGCCAGAGAAAUGAGAAGGGGCUAUGCAGUGAGUUUGGAACGAGCAGGGGAAUGCAAUAGAAAACUGAGCUGUCAUUACUAACUAGUUUGUCUCUGUGAAGGAAGUAGCUACAAUCUCAAAUAAUAAAAGGGAAUGUUCUGGAACCUUUCCUUCCUUAAAAAAAAAAAAAGCUGAAGGUCUGGGGAGAUGGCUCCGUAGCUAAGAACGCUUACUGUGCAAGUGUGAGGACCUGAGUUUGAUCUUCAGCAUCUGCAUGAACGUCCAGGCAUGGCCACACGUGCCUGUAGCUCCAGUACUGAGUGGGGCAGACAGUCUAGCUGAAAGAAACAAUAGUUCCAGGUUCAGUGAGAGAUUCUGUCUCAGGGAAGUGAGGCGGAAGAAUGGCAGGGGAGUGCUCGGUGGUCUCUGGUCCAUGCGCACAUGUCCACGGGUGCACACCUGUGCAUACGCCAUGCAGAUGCAACAUGCACGCCCAGCAAAAAUGUUUAAAGGUUUCACGUGUGUUUGCAUAUAAGCCAGAUGUGUUUUGAGUCUUGAGGUUCUUGAUGGAAAGGUUAAAAGAAGCUAGUAUAUUUUUUAUAUUUUUUGUAACAGUUGCUUUUUUUUCAUGGUGGGGGUGGGGAGAUAAGGGUUAAUAUUUACAGUCUUAACAAGUCCAGUAAUUUUUAUCAGUCUCUUUAGAUUAUAAAUAAUCCUCCAAACUUGGCAAUGUUUACAUGUUUCUUAAAAGAUGCCAUAUACACUUGGUUUGCUUUUUAAAUAAAAGGUUAGUUCUUCUAAGAUUAACUUCAGGUAGGAAUGUUGAUUACGAUAGAUUGGAUUUUCUACAGAUUCUAUACCAUGCCUUUGCUGUUCCAGCACCACCAAGAAAGUUUUGUCAUUUGGGGAUCACACUUUGAAUUGACAUUUGUGCAGUUUCUAUCCACCCAGAACUGCCGGUGGGUAAUGCCAGGGAGCCUAUGCCAGGCCAUAACUCGGGCAGUCACACCUCAAGGACACUGGAAUUUUCAGAACAGACGACGCACACCUGUUCUCACAGGCAUCUCCUGACAGAAGGUUUUUAAUAACUGCUUGAAAUUUCUAAAGAAUAAAAUGUGUUCAAACUGUGUUUAACUUUGUCAAUUAAACCAAAAAGUUGAGUAGACAUCACCAAUUUUACA